UAUCUCAAAUAUAUCUUUCUCCUCUCGCCAUUCUAUUCUCUUCUUUGAUUUAACAUGAGAAAGAUGCAUAUACACAAUGGAGUGUCAUUUGGGCUCUGUGUUCUUCUAUCUCUUGUCGUGAUCAUCAAUGCCGAAGACCCGUAUCGCUUUUUUACAUGGAAUGUUACAUAUGGUGACAUAUACCCUAUGGGCAUUCGUCAACAGGGAAUAUUGAUAAAUGGGCAGUUUCCAGGCCCGGAAAUAUAUUCAGUCACAAACGAUAAUCUCAUCAUCAAUGUCUUCAAUAACUUACCGGAGCCUUUUCUUAUUUCAUGGAAUGGAGUACAACAAAGACGGAAUUCGUACGUAGACGGAGUUUACGGGACUACUUGCCCGAUCCCACCGGGCCAAAACUAUACAUACAAAUUACAAGUCAAAGAUCAAAUCGGAAGCUUCUUUUAUUUCCCGUCUAUCGGGUUACAGAAAGCAGCCGGUGGAUUCGGGGCCAUCAAAAUCCUUAGCAGACCCCGAAUCCCCGUUCCCUUUCCAGACCCGGCUGAUGAUUACUCGAUUCUUAUAGGAGAUUGGUACACAACAAAUCACACGGUACUUAGAAAAAUCGCGGACCUCGGAUGGAUGCUUCCGUUUCCGGAUGGGGUUUUGAUCAACGGUCGUGGUGACGGUGGUGUAACAUAUAAUGUCGAGCAAGGUAAAACCUAUAGGCUAAGGAUAUCAAAUGUGGGUCUACGAAACUCGUUAAACUUUAGGAUCGAAGGUCACACGAUGAAAUUAGUCGAAGUCGAGGGGACCCAUACCGUACAAACGUCGUUAUCGUCACUUGAUAUUCACGUCGGGCAGUCCUAUUCUGUUCUCGUUACGGCAGAUCAACCACCACAAGAUUACUAUAUGGCCAUUUCUUCUCGUUUCGAUAGUAAGAACCUCAACACGACGGCUAUCUUCCGUUAUACUAACUCCCAAAAGGCGGUAUCGGGCACCCCUCCACCGCCUCCUGAAACCGAUAUUGUUUGGUCACUAAACCAAGCCAGAUCCAUCAGGACUAACUUAACGGCUAGUGGACCGAGGCCGAACCCUCAAGGAUCGUAUCAUUACGGACAGAUUAACAUAACAAGAACGAUUCGAAUCAGUGGAUCUGCAUCCAUAAUCGACCGAAAACAAAGAUACAAUGUUAAUAGUGUGUCAUUUGUCCCUGCUGAUACACCUCUUAAGCUAGCAGAUCACUUCAACAUUAGUGGAAUUUUCGAGGUCGGGAGUAUUCCUGACCUUCCCUCGGAUAAGGCCCCGUAUCUUGACACGUCGGUUAUGGGUGCCGAUUUUCGAGAUUUCAUUGAGAUCGUGUUCGAGAAUCAAGAGAAUAUUAUGCAAAGUUGGCAUCUUGAUGGAUACAACUUCUUUGUUGUUGGAAUGGACCAAGGGGAAUGGAGUGAGACGAGUCGAAGUAAUUACAAUCUAGUCGAUGCAGUCUCGCGAUGUACCGUGCAGGUAUACCCGAAAUCAUGGACAGCGAUAUACAUUGCACUUGACAAUGUCGGGAUGUGGAAUAUCAGAAACGAGUUUUGGGUACGACAAUAUUUAGGCGAGCAGUUCUAUCUACGAGUUUAUUCUCCGGUGAUGUCGCCACGAGACGAGUACCCAUUGCCAGAAAAUGCCCUUCUUUGUGGCCAGGCUGCUGGGAAAAGGUCAUGAUCCGUCGCAACUAGCAAUUAAAAAGACAGCUAAAAUACCAUAUUCUUUGCUACACUUGAUUUUUUGUAAACAUUUGAAGAAAAUUCACUUAAUUUACUUUCUUCCUUGUAAAAUAAAUAUACAGUUACCUCAAAAGUUAAUAUAGUUAAUUGUUGGAUUA
Messenger RNA from Erigeron canadensis, 1843 nucleotides. Its product is annotated as L-ascorbate oxidase homolog. Gene Ontology annotation, molecular function: oxidoreductase activity; copper ion binding. Lineage: Eukaryota; Viridiplantae; Streptophyta; Magnoliopsida; Asterales; Asteraceae. The record is from RefSeq and is a predicted model, not a curated record. The transcript is spliced from 8 exons. Bases 55 to 1683 code for a protein of 542 amino acids.